Messenger RNA from Leucoraja erinaceus (little skate), 2904 nucleotides. It is a transcript of the gene ezh2, whose product is annotated as enhancer of zeste 2 polycomb repressive complex 2 subunit. Lineage: Eukaryota; Metazoa; Chordata; Chondrichthyes; Rajiformes; Rajidae. Bases 296 to 2581 code for a protein of 761 amino acids. The transcript has 22 exons. Gene Ontology annotation, biological process: chromatin remodeling. The record is from RefSeq and is a predicted model, not a curated record. Gene Ontology annotation, molecular function: protein binding; histone H3K27 methyltransferase activity.
CUAGCCGCUACCCAGCCGACGCUCGCCGCAUCGUAGCCCGGGGUGCGAACUCGCCCGACACAACUCUCGCAAAGUUUCCGCUCCAAGUUGGCCCCCGCUCGUCGGCAGAGCAGGAGGAGGAAGCGGACGCGGACGCGGCUUCUCGUUCCCGAUAUUUCUUCAUUUGUCCUCUGGAUUAUAAUUACUAUUGGAACCCUUGGCCUUGAAGGAUAUGACAGCACAUCAAAUGUUCAUCCAAAACAUUUUCCUGGUUGGAAGAGCAUAAGUUUCACGAAAGAUUAUCUGUCAAAUAACCAUGGGUUUUGCGAGCAAGAAAUCCACAAAAGGACCAGUUUGCUGGCGAAGACGGGUUAAGUCUGAAUAUAUGCGUCUGAGACAACUAAAGCGCUUUAGACGAGCUGAUGAAGUUAAGAGUAUGUUCAGUGCAAAUCGCCAGAAAAUCAAAGAAAAAACUGAAAUAUUGAACCAAGAUUGGAAUCAGCACCGGAUACAGCCUGUUCACAUUAUGACAGUGAGCACGAUGCGUGGUACCAGAGAGUGUACUGUGGAGAGUGGAUUUCCUGAGUUUCCAAAGCAGAUAAUCCCCCUGAAGACCUUGAAUGCAGUUGCCUCAAUCCCGGUUAUGUAUUCAUGGUCUCCUCUUCAGCAAAAUUUCAUGGUGGAGGAUGAAACUGUUUUACAUAACAUUCCUUACAUGGGUGAUGAAAUUUUGGAUCAGGAUGGGACCUUCAUAGAAGAACUCAUAAAAAAUUAUGAUGGAAAAGUGCAUGGAGACAGAGAAUGUGGUUUUAUCAAUGAUGAGAUCUUUGUAGAGCUGGUAAAUGCUCUGACACAGUACAGUGAUAAUGAAGAGGAGGAUGAAGACGAGGAGGAGGAUCAGGAGAAUAAAUCUGAGAAGACGGAUGGAAGUGAUAUCAAAGAAGAAACCAAUGAGUCCAGAAAAGAUUAUCAGGAGAUUAAUAUGGAUGUUAAAGAAUGUGAUGAAGGGAAAAAAAAACCCUGUGACAAGAUCUUUGAAGCAAUUUCAUCCAUGUUCCCAGAUAAAGGUACACCGGAGGAGCUGAAGGAAAAGUACAAAGAACUGACAGAGCAGCAGCUUCCGGGAGCACUUCCUCCAGAGUGCACACCAAAUAUUGAUGGGCCAAACGCGAAAUCAGUUCAACGUGAACAGAGCUUGCACUCUUUCCAUACUCUCUUCUGCAGACGUUGCUUCAAAUAUGAUUGUUUCCUGCAUCCUUUUCAUGCUACUCCUAAUACAUAUAAACGAAAAACUCCUGAGACCAGAGCAGAGACAGAACAAUGUGGACCAGAUUGUUGUUUGUUUCUGGAUGGAGCAAAAGAUUUUGCAGUGGCUUUAACAGUCGAGCGUAUAAAAACACCACCAAAACGUCCAGGUGGCCGUCGCAGAGGACGCCAUGCAAACGGCACAAGCCGACCCAGCACUCCAACAAUAAACACGUCUGAGGCUAAGGAUACAGAUAGUGACAGAGAGGCUGGGACAGAUACUGGUGGUGAGAUAAAUGACAAAGAUGAUGAGGACAAAAAGGAUGAUACCACAAGCUCUUCUGAGGCAAACUCCAGAUGUCAAACUCCUGUUAAGAUGAAGCUCACUUCUGAACUUUCUGAUGUGGAAUGGAGUGGAGCUGAAGCCUCGCUGUUCAGAGUUCUGCAUGGCACUUACUACAAUAACUUCUGUGCUAUAGCCAAGUUGUUAGGCACCAAAACAUGCGGACAGGUAUAUGAGUUUGCAGUGAAGGAAUCUAAUAUUAUUGCUCGUGUUCCUGCGGAAGAUGCUGAUACACCUCCCAGAAAAAAGAAGAGAAAGCAUCGGUUGUGGGCAGCACACUGUAGGAAAAUACAACUGAAAAAAGAUGGUUCAUCCAAUCAUGUUUACAACUACCAGCCUUGUGAUCACCCACGUCAGCCCUGUGACAGCUCUUGUCCUUGUGUCAUGGCUCAAAACUUCUGUGAAAAGUUCUGUCAGUGCAGCUCUGAAUGUCAGAACAGAUUCCCUGGCUGUCGAUGUAAGGCACAAUGUAACACCAAGCAAUGUCCUUGUUAUCUUGCUGUACGCGAGUGUGACCCUGACUUGUGUCAAACCUGUGGCGCUGCUGAUCAUUGGGAUAGUAAGAAUGUGUCCUGCAAAAACUGCAGCAUCCAGAGAGGAUCCAAAAAGCAUUUACUGUUGGCUCCAUCCGAUGUGGCUGGAUGGGGCAUCUUCAUCAAAGAGCCAGUACAGAAAAAUGAGUUCAUCUCUGAAUAUUGUGGAGAGAUUAUAUCCCAGGAUGAAGCUGAUCGCCGUGGCAAAGUUUAUGACAAAUAUAUGUGCAGCUUUCUCUUCAAUCUGAAUAAUGACUUUGUUGUUGAUGCAACACGCAAAGGUAACAAAAUACGUUUUGCGAACCAUUCUGUCAAUCCCAACUGUUAUGCCAAAGUAAUGAUGGUUAAUGGAGAUCAUCGAAUAGGCAUAUUUGCCAAAAGAGCAAUCCAGACUGGCGAGGAGUUAUUCUUCGACUAUAGGUACAGUCAAGCUGAUGCCCUGAAAUAUGUUGGUAUUGAAAGAGAAAUGGAAAUCCCCUGAAAUGAAACUGCCUCCAUUAAAAGUAUAGGCAGCUGAUUCUAUAUUUCAGGAUUUAUGUACUGUAUGCAGACAUUUGAAACGGCUCUGGUUGAUUCAAAAACUACUGUGACAAUAAUUUAUACUGUAAAAAAAAAAAAAAAAAGCUUUUUAUCUUUUCAAAAGCUGCCAGUUUUUAUAUGUGUACUUUUGCUAUACACCUGUAUGGUGAGCUGUUGGUGCAAUUAUAACAUCAAUUAAAACAGAUUUGAAUUUUAAUGUAAUUUGAAAUUUAUGAACUUAACUAUUCUUAAAUAAGGUCAAAAUAAAAUUAAUGGCUUACACGA